This is a messenger RNA of Recurvomyces mirabilis, 375 nucleotides long. RefSeq lists its product as uncharacterized. The record is from RefSeq and is a predicted model, not a curated record. The coding region runs from base 1 to 375 and encodes 124 amino acids. The transcript has 2 exons. NCBI's taxonomy places the organism in Eukaryota, Fungi, Ascomycota, Dothideomycetes, Mycosphaerellales, Teratosphaeriaceae.
AUGGUUCUCGGCCCUAUCCACGACAGGAUCAUCCUGCUUCUCUUCCUCCGCCGCGUAAUUACGCUGGCAGACUGUGCGACUCUGUCCGCGACGCUUCCUGGCUCCCCAUCCGCCCAGGACAUCUUCGACCGCGCUCUCCUGCUGCGUGGUCGUCGAGACGCAGCGCAAGCUGCGCUGAAACCAGGUGAGCUCGACCCAAUCGAUGUCAACGCGGCAUUGAUAUUGACGAGCAUGCAGCGUGAGGACAGGAGGUUGGGAGCGGAGCAGGAGGAGGGGCAAGGGGAGACGGGGGCAGAUCUUGCGCGUGGUGGUGUGCCAUUGGCCGUCUUAAUGGCGGCACAGGAGGAACUGGGAGAGGAGGAGGAGGAGGAGUAG